CCUCACGCCUCACCCGCGCCCGUCUCCGCCUCGUCGCCUUCCAACCUCUCUCUCGACUCUUCCUCUCCCUGCUCCACUCGCCUUCGCGCUCUUGCUCUACCUCUGCCACGCUUGACAGCCGCGCAGCCGAAGCCGCCGCAGCAGACGCGAGGCGUUGCUCGCCCAUCUCCCACGUCCACGCCGGCAGCAGCAGCAGCAGAGCAGCGCAGCUUGUCUCUCGCCCACCCGCCUCGCCCGCAGCUCGCAGCUCGCACCUCGCCCCUCUACGCCGUCUCCUCGUCGCUCUGCUGCGUCUCGUCCAUCUGCUGCCUACGCGCCUCGGUGCUGCUGCCAGUCCAGCUCCGCCUCUCUCGCCCUCCGCCCUCCCUCGCCCUCUCCGCCCCCUUCCUUAGCCCGCCAUGUCCGCGGCGCACGGCACCUCGUCGCACAGCUCCGGCUCAAACGUCGUCGGCGUGCACUACCGCGUCGGCAAGAAGAUUGGCGAGGGCUCAUUUGGCGUCAUCUUUGAGGGCACGAACCUGCUCAACUCGCAGACGGUGGCCAUCAAGUUUGAGCCGCGCAAGUCGGAUGCGCCGCAGCUGCGCGAUGAGUACCGCACGUACAAGAUCCUCAACGGCAGCCCGGGUGUGCCGCAGGUGUACUACUUUGGCCAGGAGGGCCUGCACAACAUUCUCGUCAUCGACCUCCUCGGCCCCAGCCUGGAGGACCUGUUCGACAUGUGUGGGCGCAAGUUCAGCAUCAAGACGGUCGUCAUGACGGCCAAGCAGAUGAUCACGCGUGUGCAGGCGAUCCACGAGAAGAACCUCAUCUACCGCGACAUCAAGCCCGACAACUUCCUCAUCGGCCGGCCGAUGACAAAGACGGCCAACAUGGUCUGGGUCGUCGACUUUGGCAUGGCCAAGCAGUACCGCGACCCCAAGACGAAGCAGCACAUUGCCUAUCGCGAGCGCAAGUCGCUCAGCGGCACGGCGCGCUACAUGAGCAUCAACACGCAUCUCGGCCGCGAGCAAUCGCGCAGAGACGACCUCGAGGCUCUCGGUCACGUCUUCAUGUACUUCCUGCGCGGCGGCCUCCCGUGGCAGGGCCUCAAGGCUGCCACGAACAAGCAGAAGUACGAGAAGAUUGGCGAGAAGAAGCAGAGCACGCCGAUCAAGGAGCUGUGCGAGGGCUUCCCUGAGGAGUUUGGCAUCUACCUCAACUACGUGCGCAAGCUCGGCUUUGAGGAGACGCCCGACUAUGACUUCCUGCGCGAGCUGCUCGGCAAGGCGCUGCACGGCGAGGUCGACGACGGCGUGUAUGACUGGAUGAUGCUGAAUGGCGGCAAGGGAUGGGAGGCCGGCACGAGCCGCGAGCGUCGGGACGAGCGGGAGCGCUACCGCGACCCACGGGCAUCGCACGCCGCGCCGGCACGCGACGCCUCGGGAGCGGCGCUUGCGGCGCCGGGCGCUGGCGUGCAGCGCAGCGGCUCGAAGCAGGGCCGCAAGUCUGGCGUGCCUGCCGGUCUGCAAGCUGCCGAUGGCGGACGCACUGCAGCUCUGCGUCAGGGCGGCGCAAACGCCGACUACGCCAGCGGCGGCGGCGCUGGCUCCGGGUACGGCGGCAACGUGGCUGCUGCGAGCAACGUGGCAGUUCACGGCGCCGCCAUCGCACCGGGACAAGAUGGCACGCACUCACCGAACGGCGCGCACACGCCACGAGGCGACAGCCACCACAACACGCUGCCGACGCAGAGCAACAUGCACAUGCACAACGGCGCGGGCGCAGGCAACGAGACGCGCAUCAGCGGAGCGGGCAAUCAGCAGCGCGAGUCGCGUGGCCUGGCGCACGAGAACGGAGCGGCUGGCGGCACACACCCCGCUGAGCGCCAAAGCUUUGGCACCAAGCUCGUCAACUUCUUGACGUGCCGCUGCGGCUGAUCGCGCCCACGUACCCACUCUCUCCUCGCACCUCAUCAUCAUCAUCUCCCCGGAAGCGCUCAUCGACGAGGAGCGCACACACACCCAUCGCCACACAAGAACUGCCUAGACGAGGCUGCAAGGAGCUAUCGCGCGGGAGCUGGCGUUCUUCUUCUCUUUGCCUUAUUCCUACGCUCCGUCCCAUCUCUGCCUCUUCGCCGGAUCGAGUCAUCGACGCACGUCGAUCUCUCCUCUGGCGCAGCACGCCGUCGAAGAGGAGAAGGCGGAAUGAGCGCCCCAAGACGCGCCUCUCGCCAGUCCCUCACGAUUCGCAGCCCGCCCUCUCCCACUCGCCAACCUCUCCCCCCCCCCCCCC
Messenger RNA from Tilletiopsis washingtonensis, 2271 nucleotides. Its product is annotated as kinase-like protein. NCBI's taxonomy places the organism in Eukaryota, Fungi, Basidiomycota, Exobasidiomycetes, Entylomatales. Gene Ontology annotation, biological process: endocytosis; signal transduction; peptidyl-serine phosphorylation. The transcript is spliced from 8 exons. Gene Ontology annotation, molecular function: protein serine/threonine kinase activity; ATP binding. The coding region runs from base 399 to 1916 and encodes 505 amino acids. The record is from RefSeq and is a predicted model, not a curated record. Gene Ontology annotation, cellular component: nucleus; cytoplasm.